This is a messenger RNA of Onthophagus taurus, 1397 nucleotides long. RefSeq names its product fumarylacetoacetate hydrolase (gene Faa). Gene Ontology annotation, biological process: homogentisate catabolic process; L-phenylalanine catabolic process; L-tyrosine catabolic process. Gene Ontology annotation, molecular function: fumarylacetoacetase activity. Lineage: Eukaryota; Metazoa; Arthropoda; Insecta; Coleoptera; Scarabaeidae. The record is from RefSeq and is a predicted model, not a curated record.
AACAUUCUCGUAGUCAGUGUGUGUUUAACAGUGGAACUUUACCAAUCCUGCUUAGAAAUCGGCUUCUCAAAAAUGAAAUGUUUUAUUGAAUAUCUGCAAUUUUGCGAUUUCCCGAUUGAAAAUUUACCCUACGGUGUAUUUUCUACAUCUGAUGAUAAUUGUCAUAGAAUUGGAGUUGCAAUUGGCGAUAAAGUACUUGAUUUAAAGAAAAUAUCUCAUUUGUUUGAUGGGCCAGAAUUAAAGAAUCACCAAAAUGUUUUCCAAGAGACCACCUUGAAUGGUUUUAUGGCUUUACAACCGAAUGCUUGGAAAGAAGCAAGAGAAAAACUUCAAAAUUUAUUAAACAUUGAUAAUAAAACGUUACAAAAUCCGGAGAUAUUUUCAAAAAUUUUUUAUCUCCAAAAAGAUGUCACCAUGCAUCUUCCAGCCAAAAUUGGCGAUUACACCGAUUUUUACUCCUCAAUUCAUCAUGCAACCAACGUUGGAGUUAUGUUUAGAGGAAAAGAUAAUGCUUUAAUGCCAAAUUGGAAAUAUCUUCCAGUUGGUUACCAUGGAAGAGCCAGUUCUGUGGUAGUUUCUGGUACUCCAAUUAGAAGACCACUUGGACAAACUUUAGUUGCUGAUGGCGCCCCACCUGUAUUUGGACCAUGCAAACUUAUGGAUUUUGAGUUAGAAAUGGCAUUUUUUGUGGGGGGAUCCCCAACAAAACUCGGAGAAAGGAUCGAUAUAAAUAAAGCUCAAGAUCAUAUUUUUGGAUUUGCUUUAAUGAAUGAUUGGAGUGCUCGUGAUAUUCAAAAAUGGGAAUAUGUCCCAUUAGGUCCAUUUACAGCAAAAAAUUUAGGAACAACAAUAUCACCAUGGGUUGUUAGUACGUUUGCUUUGGAACCGUUCAAAAUUGAAAAUUUCCCUCAAGAUCCCGAACCAUUUCCUUAUUUAGCUCAUAAAGAUCCUUUCAAUUUUGAUAUAAAAUUAGAAGUUGAUUUAAAACCUCAAAAUUCACCAAUUUCAACAACUAUUUGUAGAUCUAAUUAUAAAUUUUUAUAUUGGACCGCCAAACAACAAUUGGUUCAUCAUACUGUUACUGGUUGUAACAUGAAUCCAGGUGAUUUAUUAGCUAGUGGAACAAUAAGUGGUGAUACAUCAGACUCAUUUGGGUCACUUCUUGAAUUAUCUUGGAAAGGAACGAAAACUUUGACAUUAAAGGAUGGGAGUCAAAGAAAAUUUUUGCAAGAUGGCGAUAAUGUUAUCAUGAGAGCAGUUUGUGAAGGAACAUCAUUUAACGUUGGGUUUGGAAUUUGCGAAGGUGUUCUUCUUCCAGCACAUUAAAAAAAUUUCAUAUAAUUGUCUCCAAACGUUCAUUUCAUGUUAAUUUUGCUAAAAAAGUAUUCAAAAAAUAA